CCUCGAGCAUUGGCACGCCAUGGCCAGUAACGCGCCCAACACCACUGGUCUUCCGGAAGCUGGGGAUCUGAAGAGUGAUACUUCGAGUGCCAGCUCGAGUCAGACGAGCCUUGAACACGUCAGUGUCUGUAAGAAGGGAGCGACUUGGGUCGCUAGUGGUUUGAAGGACAGUUACUACCGUCCCAUCGACACCUAUGAGGGUCUUCAUCGAUAUGACCCCGAUUUCGAAUGGGAACCCGAGGAAGAGAAGAGGAUCAUCAGGAAGGUAUGAGAGUUGUCCUCAUUGAUACCGGGAGGCUACUAAUGUCUGCAGAUUGACAAAAGGAUAUGUACUUUUGUAUGUCUCAUGUUCUUUGCGCUCCAGCUAGACAGAGGCAACAUCAGCCAGGCGCUCUCGGACAAUCUCCUCAACGAUCUUGGUAUGAACACCAAUGAAUAUAAUUUAGGCCAAACAAUUUUCUUCAUCUGCUUUCUGUGCGCUGAGCUGCCGUCUCAGCUCAUAAGCAAGAAGAUUGGGCCAGAUAAUUGGAUUCCGAUACAGAUGGUGUCCUGGAGUUUAGUAGCUAGUAUGCAAGCCUUUUUGACCGGUAAGAGUUCCUUCUACGCCUGCCGUGCGCUGCUCGGACUCAUCGAAGGUGGCUUCAUUCCGGACAACAUCCUCUAUAUGAGCUAUUUCUACACCGGUCUCGAGCUGCCCGCUCGCCUCAGCUGGUUCUGGGUGUCUUAUCAAUCUACACAGAUCAUUUCCGCAUUCCUAGCCUUUGGUAUUUUGCGUCUAGGUGGACGCAACGGUAUGGAGGGCUGGAGGUGGCUGUUCGCUUUAGAGGGCAUGCUCACUGGUUUCAUUGGUAUCGCUGCUUGGUUUUACCUGCCGCCAUCACCAACACAGUCUGCAACUACGAGCAAGAUCAACCCCUUUAGAGGCGAGAAGGGCUGGUUUGAUGAGCGCGAAGAGAAGAUCAUGGUCAACCGUAUUCUUCGCGAUGAUCCCUCGAAGGGCGAUAUGCACAACCGCCAAGGCCUUUCGUUUUCGAUGUUCUGGGAAUGUCUCAAGGACUACCAUAUGUGGCCGAUCUAUCUGAUCGGCCUCUCUUGGACCAUUCCCUUCAACCCAGUCUCAUCAUACCUCACUCUCCAGCUGCGAUCUCUCGGCUUCGGAACCUUCGACACCAAUCUGCUCACAAUUCCAGCUUAUGUGCUCUUUAUCGUUCAACUUCUAUUCUGGACCUGGGUGUCCGAGAAAGUCAACGAUCGCUUCCUUGUCGGUCUUGUCUCUCAGAUCUGGGCUCUUCCACUACUCAUCGCCCUAGAAUGUAUCUCUCCGAGUACCUCGCCAUGGGCUCGCUGGGUUUUGGCUAUCAUGAUUGUCGGGCACCCAUACGUACACGCCAUCCUCGUCGCCAUCACGUCACGCAAUGCUGGCACGGUGCGAACCCGUACUGUAGCUUCGGCGAUAUACAACAUGACGGUGCAGGCCGGCAGUAUCAUUUCACAGAACAUAUAUCGCGAAAACGACAAGCCGUUGUACCGUAGGGGCAACAAGGUGCUGAUUGCGAUAUGUGCGUACAACUUUGCGCUGUUUAUUGGAGCAAAGAUGUUCUAUGUGACAGUCAACAAGAGGAGGGAGGCGAUCUGGCGCUCCAUGUCAUUGGAAGAUAAGAAGACAUAUCUGGCUACCACAAAGGAGAAGGGCAACAAGCGUCUGGACUUCAGAUUUGCGCACUAAACGACCCCUGAUAACUGUCAGAUCAAGCUUUCUUGAAAAUAUUCAGAUCCGAUCAAAUACAAAACAUUGUCACGCG
Molecule: messenger RNA, 1802 nt
Organism: Didymella exigua CBS 183.55
Lineage: Eukaryota; Fungi; Ascomycota; Dothideomycetes; Pleosporales; Didymellaceae
Product: phthalate transporter
Exons: 2
Coding region: 347-1726 (459 amino acids)
Biological process (GO): transmembrane transport
Cellular component (GO): membrane
Molecular function (GO): sulfate transmembrane transporter activity
Source: RefSeq, a predicted model, not a curated record